Molecule: messenger RNA, 1698 nt
Organism: Truncatella angustata
Lineage: Eukaryota; Fungi; Ascomycota; Sordariomycetes; Amphisphaeriales; Sporocadaceae
Exons: 3
Coding region: 1-1698 (565 amino acids)
Source: RefSeq, a predicted model, not a curated record
AUGUUUAUCAAGCAAGAGCAGCCAGUUCUGCAUAAUCGGUAUGUCUGCAACGACCAAUCUUUGUGGAGUGGACAAGAACAUUUCACCACAAACAUUGAUCAAGUACACGAUAGCUUUCAAGAACCUGCAACGGUGAGGUUUCAGCUCCAGCUGCGUCAACACCAACAAGGAACAAGGAAGUUUGAGCCUCAGCACCCUCACUACCAUCAACUGGAUCAGCAUACGACGCAGCAGGGCAUCGUUUCUUGGGCUCAGGAACUGUCUCAUCAUCUUCAAGUCCAAGGUUGCCAUCCGCAGUACCACACCUUUCCCAAGCAACAGCAUACGCAAUUUAUCGCAAGUCAAGUACUGCAGCCCCAACGAGAGUCCAUCAAGAUGGAAGACGGCAGGAACUUUCCCCAGAACGUGGGCAACGAUCAAACUAGCUGGCAGUUCGGAGACACAUAUGAAAGAGACUUCAUAGAUUUGCCGGUUUAUAGUCCGUCCAACAACGGUACCCAUCAAACAACGGGCGGCUACCAUGUCUCAGGACGGCACCUUGGUCCGAGUCAUUCCCACAACAACCAUCAGCACCAGAUCAACAAAGGGGGCAUGGGCACCAACUCCUCACAUCAGAGGACGUGGCCAACAUUUCAGGCCACUUACGCGGACACCUAUUCUCCACCGCCUUUUGCUCCUAUUGAAUCGGAGUUUCCCAGACAACAGUCAAUGCCAGCUAUCUUCGGCGACCCAUCAUCGACGAAUUACAUGGGAAUGCAUCGUGGCCUGCCCAGUAAUGGUUGGGCCAUCGAUUCCAGCGUACCUGUCCUAGGAAAUACAGUGCAGGCCAACGACCAGGCCAGCCCUCUGGGUACAACAUACAGUCGCUUUGCAUCCUCACCAACCUCCAGGGCCUCGACUUCCGCGAGGCUUAAUGCUCCGAUGGAAACCCAUAGAGCUACCGUGGUAGGCAUGAUGUCCUACCCCACUACAAUCUCACCAGAAGUUCUCCGGAUCGACCGAUCACCUGCACCAACGUCUUCAUCCGAGCCGGCACAUCUCUCCUUCUUCCCGACUUCAGAUAGGGUGAUUUCGAGAGCCGCAUCCUUUGAGCAACAGCACUUGGCCCCGGAGUCAUCUUCUACCAGGCGCGUUAAUGCCAAGGGCAGGACGGCACUUCCCGAAAAGCCGUUCCCAACCACGAACUAUACCUCGGCCCAAGCUGCGGCUUUCUUCCAUCAAAGAGGGGCCAACGAGAACUCUACUCCCCACAGCAGAUCUUUGCCUAACAUCAAGCCUAAGCCACCACGAGUCUCGGUCUCUGCUUCACCAGACCCCGGGGACGCAGGCCUCACGGCCGAAGAGUUGGAGCGAAACAGGCAUAACGAGUACCUCGUCCAGGCGAAGCGGGCAGGCAAGACCUACCGUGAGAUCAAGCUUGAGGGGGGCUUCACAGAGGCCGAGUCGACACUCCGGGGCCGCUAUCGCACCCUGACCAAAGACCCGGUGGACCGGGUCCGUAAGCCCGAGUGGACGCGCAAGGAUGUCGAGCUCCUGAAGGAGGCUGUCCAAAAGCUGAUCAAGGGCGCCAGUCCUAAAUCGACAAAAAUCCCUUGGAAGCAAGUAUCUGCAUAUAUUGCUCAGAAUGGCGGCUCGUACAAUUUUGGAUACUCUACCUGCUCAAAACGUUGGGACGAGUUGGUGAUGCAGAACACGUGA